This is a messenger RNA of Naegleria gruberi, 1935 nucleotides long. RefSeq names its product actin-related protein ARP3. The record is from RefSeq and is a predicted model, not a curated record. The transcript is spliced from 2 exons. Bases 1 to 1935 code for a protein of 644 amino acids. Lineage: Eukaryota; Heterolobosea; Eutetramitea; Acrasida; Naegleriidae.
AUGGGACAAACUGCAAGUACUGAUGUGUUUACAUCUCGAUCUGCUGGAGUACUUAAUAUCAUUCCAGAAAAUGUUUGGAAACAACCUGUCCGAUUACAAAACACACAAGUAGAUACCAAUCCAGUGGAAUUUUCAUUUGUUGUGGAUGAGAAUGGAAGAAUUCGAGAUUCAACCUCACCAGUUGAUAAACCGAAAAGAAGGAAAAAGAAAACUACCCAUGCUACCCAACCAGAAACCCAAUCAGGCACAACACCAACUUUGGAAAAUCAACAAAAACCAAGAGCAAGUCAACCAAGCGAGCAUGUACCUGAAUCAGAAAUUCAACAACAUCAACAACAAAGAAGUCAAUCUUCCAAAAAGCGAGUUGCAAUCCCAAAAAAGAUUCAACCUCUGCCAUCCACUACGACAGCACCACCUACAAUACAAGAAGAACCUACUGAGGAAGAACCUGAAUCUUUAUAUCACUCAUCAAGUGAAUCAUCAGUUCAAUCAUUGGAACCUUCUAAUAUAGAUAUGGAAAAACACAAAGGACAACAAAUAUUUGGAUUUGGAACCUCUCAACAGAAACUUUCAGAUGAAUCAGAUAAUUCUUCAUCUGAUUUGAAAUCUGCAAGUGAUUUGGAGACAAGCCAAGAUGGAGAGUUGACUGGAACUCCAAGAAAUGAUCCAAGACGUGUUGUUAUCAUUGACUUUGGCCACCAAACUACUAAGGUGGGUUAUUCUGGAGAGGAUAGACCUCGUCUCAUCAUUCCAAGUUGUUAUACUGUAUCUACAGUUCCUGCUCAAUCAGGAGAACCUGCAAAGAAGACAAUCAAGUUUGGAGGUACCAUCUCAAGAUUUGACAGUACAUGGUUUCUAAAGCAUGGAAAAUUUUCAUUCAAGAGAAAUGAUCCUGACCAACAGAUUUUCGUUGCCUAUCUCAGAUACAUUUCCAAGGUAUUGUUAGAUCUCAAGAAUGCAUUCAGAGGUAAAACAGUCAUGAUUAGUUUGCCAUACCUAUUCGGUGAAGAUAAGGAACAAUUGAGAAUAUUGUGUGAAUGCUUCUUCCAUGAAAGUGUUCAAGCCAAGAGCUUGUUUUUAUGUGGUUGCCCAUUAUUCUCCUUCCUGAGUGCUGCUGCUAAUCACGUGACAGAGAAUAGAACAACAGGUCUCAGUGUAACAGUUGGACAUGGUAUCUCUGAGAUUGUUCCAAUUGUUGAGGGUUGUCCAUUCUCAACAUGUGGAUCUCAUUCGUAUGUUUGUGGCUCGUCACAAAGUGAAUUUGUGCUCUCCUUGAUUAAGAGUGAAGUGCAGAGACAAGGAGAAACUCUCGAUGAAGAGCUUGUCACCUAUGAAAAUGUUGAAAAGGAAAAGAUGGACAAUUGUACCUUGGUGAGAUCAUUUAGAGUGAAUAAGAAACAUCCAAAUGAGUGCAAAGCCAAGUUCUUUAAAAAGACAUUCGAACCAGUGAAGGGAGAUAUGCUUGUGGUGUUGGAUCAUCGUUAUUUGACUCCUGAGCUAUUGUUCACACCCAAGAUAUUUAUUAAGGAGGAAUUACAACUUGGUGAGGAUGGAAAAACUGAAUCCGAACCUAACUGGCUUGGAAUUGUUGCAUUAAUUGAGACUUGUCUCAAGAAGUGUCCAAAAGAAUUUCAUGAAAUUCUACUUUCUAAUGUGAUUGUUUCUGGAGGCCCAGCUCAAGUCAGGAAUUUUUCAGAGAGGGUAAAGUAUCAGCUCAAAAGAAAAUGUGACAUUAUUGUUAAUCCUUUAUCCGAUAUUAAGCCAAACAAGCCACCUUACGACUUGUCUGCAUGGUAUGGCAUGAGUUUUCUAUCCUCAGCCAUUGAUGUUGACAAUAGAGAGCUCGAUGGAUUACAUUGCAGAAUUCUAUUGGAAGAAACGAGAUUGGAGCAUUAUUCUCUCGAAGAUGUGUUAUUGUCGAAAAAAUUAUGCUAA